GAACUCCCCGGCUGAACUCCACAGAUCUUCUGAUUUCACACCACUGUGAGUGAACUGGGGUGAAUACUGUGAUCAUGAAGAACCAGAACAGUGAUCAGGUCGUGACCCAGAUUCUGGGUGAUGCUCCGACCGCCAGAAAAGCUCUGGUGGACAAUUACACAAAUCUGCUGAAGGUGGCGCAGUUCUGCCACGACAACUACUUGCAGUCAGGUGACAACAGUACGGUGGCGCUAGAGGAGACCAAGAACUUCACCACCCAGUCACUGGCCAGCAUCGCCUACCAGAUCAGCACUCUGGCCAAUAAUGUGCUGAGUCUGCUUGAGGCUCAGACCAAUCAGCUGUGUCGUAUGGAGUCGUCCAUCAACCUCAUUGGACAGACAGUGGAGAUGCACAAGGAGAAAGUGUCACGGAGGGAGAUCGGUGUUUUCACGUCUGUGCGACGACUUCCACGUGGCAUGAAGGUCCUUCCUCCUGCUUCGACUCCUGCAGGUGUCCAGAAACGCCCUACUUACAGUCGCCAGCCAAUCAACUUCCAGAUGCUGGACCACCUUGGCCAUGGUGUGAAGGUCUCUGGAAAGAAGGACAAAACAGAAAGCAUCUGUCAAUUUAGCGCCUCCUUCAGGUCUAACAAAGCUCCAGAGCCAGAACAGUGCUCAGUGUCGCCUGCUGGCAGCUCCAGUUUUGGAAAACCUGUGGCUCCACCCACAAUUCCCACCACUCUGCUGGCUAAUCCUCCUGAUGACAUCAUCACGUCAGUGUUGAAUGAUGCCCCUCCUCUUCCUGCCCAGGAUGAGAUCACAGCUCAGGUUGAUGAUUUCAUGAACACCCCUGCCCUGCCUCCACCACCUCCUCCUCCUUCUGAUUUCGAUGACAUCAUAACACCGCAGCCGCCUUCAGAUGUUCCACCAGCCCCUCCCCUCCACCUGGAGACAGUGGUGGAGGAAAGCAGUUCCCUGCCUCCCUCACCCCCGCCACCUCCUGCUGAUGAGGUCAUGUUCUAUUCACUGUCCAAUGGAGACGACGAGCUGCCAGCCCCGCCCCCUCCUCCGCCUCCUCAGGAACUAGAUGAUCUGGAGAUUCCUCUCCUGCCUCCUCCUCUCUCCUUGGAUGUAGAAGAGUUCGAUGACAUCACAAGUUCCUUCCCUCCGCCACUGGUUAACGAUAGCGACGCCGAGCCACAUUAUCUGGAGAAAGUGGUGGCGCUGUACAGCUACACGGCCGCAAACCCUGAGGAGCUGACACUGACUGAGGGUGACGUUGUCUACCUGACGCAUCGCCACAGUGACGGUUGGUGCCAAGGAUUUCUGGAUGGAAACCAGGGCUUCUUCCCAGAAAGCUACGUUCAGUCACAGGACUAGAACCAACAGAGGCAGCCUUUCAUCUUUUACUGGUUUUUGAUUGAAGCUUCAACCCCACGGUGAUGAAUACAUUAAUGUAUGAAUUAAUGAGUAUUAACUUUGAUGGGUUUACGUUUAAAACAGUAUUUAAUAUCAUGGACUUAUUUAAGAUUCAGAUUCAAUUUAAAAUAUUAGUUAAAAUUCACAUUUUUUACCUUUAAGGAUCACUUCAGAGUAUAUAUUUUUUGAAGACCAGAAAUGUAUUUUUAUAGAACUGAACAGUGUUAGGCUGUGGAGAGACUUUUACAGAUUUAUACUGAUAACUAAGUGGUUAUUAUUAACCAAUCUAUUAUUAACCACUAAUUUAAAUGUUUUUUAAAAAUAAAUUCAAGUAGUAGGUA
This is a messenger RNA of Cynoglossus semilaevis (tongue sole), 1738 nucleotides long. It is a transcript of the gene abi3a, whose product is annotated as ABI family, member 3a. The transcript has 10 exons. Gene Ontology annotation, biological process: neuron migration. Gene Ontology annotation, cellular component: lamellipodium; SCAR complex; actin-based cell projection. NCBI's taxonomy places the organism in Eukaryota, Metazoa, Chordata, Actinopteri, Pleuronectiformes, Cynoglossidae. Gene Ontology annotation, molecular function: SH3 domain binding; signaling adaptor activity. The coding region runs from base 75 to 1358 and encodes 427 amino acids. The record is from RefSeq and is a predicted model, not a curated record.